Molecule: messenger RNA, 549 nt
Organism: Triticum turgidum subsp. durum (durum wheat)
Lineage: Eukaryota; Viridiplantae; Streptophyta; Magnoliopsida; Poales; Poaceae
Source: the annotation of a GenBank genome assembly
AUGGAGCAGGAAGCGCCCGCCAAGACGACGGAAGGCGCGCAAGAGGUGACCCUCCGGCCGUUCGACCUCGCCGAUGUCGACGCCAUGAUGGCGUGGGUGUCGGAUCCGGAGGUCACGGCCUUCAUGACGUGGGACCCCUACACGUCCCGCGAAGCUCUGCUCGCGUUCCUCCGGGACGUCGCGCUGCCGCACCCCUGGUUCCGCGCCGUAUGCCUCCCCGGCGGCGACCGCCCCGUCGGCUCGGUGUCCGUGUCGCCGACGGCGGACGCGUGCCGCGCCGAGCUCGGGUACGUGCUGGCGCGCGCGCACUGGGGCAAGGGCGUGGCCACGGCCGCCGUGAGGCGGGCGGUCGCCGCGGUGUUCGGGGAGGUAGAGGGCCUGGAGCGCCUGGAGGCGCUGGUGGACGUGUGCAACGUCGCGUCGCAGCGCGUGCUGGAGAAGGCCGGGUUCCGGCGGGAGGCCGUGCUGCGGAGGUACUGCGUGGUCAAGGGCGCCGUCAGGGACAUGGCCAUCUACAGCUUCAUCUCCACGGACGCACUGCUCGUUUGA